UGCUUGCUACAAACAGCACUUGCCACCAGCAGGCCUGUUCGAGGCCACGCCGGGGACCUUUGUGUCUUUUGAGACCGAUUGCCCCACACCAGACAGGGCCGAUCUCAUCCUUGGCCUGGUCUCACCAGCAGUGUCAGAACCAAUAAGUGAGGGUCCCACUAGGUAGCUGACAUCAACUCAGAGCCGUGGGCGGCAACGGGCACUCGCAACGUCUUUCGAGACCGGCCGGGAUAACGACACCAACAACAACCACCACCACCACCACCAGCACCACCAUCACCACCAUGACGUCACGACGGCCGGCGAUGACGUCACGGCGGACGACUAUGACGACGACGGCGAUGAUGAUGAUGGCGGCCGCGGUGGCGAUGCUCGGACACGUCGCUCCCGCGUCGGCCUUUAAGUCGGGCUUCGUGGAGUCUGUGUGUACCUCGAUGGCCCCCCUUCACGACAGCGUGGCCCAGGGCGGCGGCGGGGGCGGCUACACGGUCGUCGCGAGCGGCACGACCUUCCAGGACGACAUCCCGAUAACCGUGACCCUGACUGGGACAGACGCUUUUGUUGGAUUCAUGCUGGAGGCGAGGAAUGUCACUGAAGGCAUCCUCGAAGGGCUCAGCAUUCAAGAUACCCGAGCUCAGAUCCGACGGUGUCCAACGACGGGUUCAACUGUCACUCACACGAGCAUGAUUGACAAGAUCACCAUCAGUGUCACGUGGACUCCUACAAUAAACUCCCCGGACAAUGUCUUCUUCAGGGCGACGUUCGUGCAAUCUCGCUCCGUCUACUGGGUGGGCCUGCCCAGCGGCAUGGUCACUCGCCUGGGCAAACCGUCUGCCACGGUGCCAUCUCUCGUGCCAGAACGUCAACUCCAGGUCGACAACAUCACGUAUUCGCCGGACAUCACUGGAUGCGGCUUCUCCAAGUCGUGCAUGCGCCUCCCGGCCCGCUGCGACCCGUCCUCAGGCUCAUGUUUCUUCGUGGCGAUGACUCCGGAGCCGGCCAGCGAGCAGGUGGCGGUGGAGAUAAGCGGGCCGGACUCCGGCUACCUGGCGCUCGGCUUCUCCGGCGACACCUGGAUGGGCGACGACGACAUUUACCAGUGCACCAUUCUGAACGGCCGCCCCAUCAUCGGGACGUCGUACAGCAGCGGGCGAGAUAUCCCAUCCUCGUACUCCAACCCCAUCCUGCUGGCGAGCAUGUCCAACGCGUCGGCACGGGUCGCCGACGGCAUGCUGCAGUGCUCCUUCACCCUGAGCCAGGUGGCCACCGAGCCCAGGAAGGCCGACCUCAAGAAGCAGUACUACCUCUUCUUGGCACACGGGGAGACAGACGAUGGAGAGAUAGAGAAACACGAUGUGCAACCAAUGGUCUCCAGGUAUCGCAUCGCUCCUCUCGGAUCUCCGGUGGAGGUGGCCGUCACGCGCUCCAACAACCUCGUCAAGGCGCACGGCGCCCUGAUGCUGGUGGCGUGGCUGAGCCUGUGCAGCGUGGGCGUGGUGCUCGCACGCUUCUUCAAGCCCGUGUGGCCCAACACGAAGCUGCUGGGCGAGAAGGUUUGGUUCCAGCUGCACCGCGGCCUCAUGGUGCUCGCCGUCCUCACCACCAUCACCGCCUUCGUCAUCCCCUUCUGUUACCGCCUGGGAUGGAGCGGGAGGGCCCACUCGGUGCUGGGCUGCAUCGUCAUGUUCCUGGCCUUGAUGCAACCCAUCAUGGCGGUCUUCAGGCCUCACCCCAACACCCCGAUGAGGCCGCUGUUUAAUUGGGCUCAUUGGUUCGUGGGGACAGCGGCUCGCAUCCUUGCCGCUGCCUGCCUCUUCCUGGGGGUGGACAUGGUGGCCCUGGACCUGCCCGACCGCUGGGACAAGCUGCUCCUCAUGGGGGCGCUGCUCUGGCAGCUCGCCGCUGAGGCGCUGCUCGAGAUCCUGGGCUGCUUCGGAGCCGACCAUAAGUCCGGGGAGAGCUUUGAGAUGAGCCAUGUGGUGCAGGGACUCCGGGAAGGGAAACUCCAGCACAACCACAACAGCAAGCUGCACAACGUGAAGUCGGCCGUUCUUGGCGUCUACGUCGCUGGCAACGUAGCCUUCCUCAUCGCCCUGCUGGUCGGCGUCGGCAACGUCUAGCGCCACCACCGCCACCUGGGCCUAGCACCACCACCACCACCAAUCGCCACCACCACCACUAACGCCACCAUCACCGCCACCAUCACCGCCA
Petromyzon marinus (sea lamprey) is the source of this 2211-nucleotide messenger RNA. RefSeq names its product putative ferric-chelate reductase 1. The record is from RefSeq and is a predicted model, not a curated record. Lineage: Eukaryota; Metazoa; Chordata; Hyperoartia; Petromyzontiformes; Petromyzontidae. Gene Ontology annotation, cellular component: membrane.